Molecule: messenger RNA, 735 nt
Organism: Micromonas pusilla CCMP1545
Lineage: Eukaryota; Viridiplantae; Chlorophyta; Mamiellophyceae; Mamiellales; Mamiellaceae
Exons: 5
Molecular function (GO): RNA binding
Source: RefSeq, a predicted model, not a curated record
GCGAGCAUCGCGGAGCGCGCGGAGGCGGCGUCGGACGCGUGGAGCGUGCACGUCACGCCGUUCCUCGACCCCGCGCUCGCGGCGGACGCGCUCGCCGUCGUGGGGCGCAUGGCGGACGUGGACGCGAGGCCGUGGGGCGGAUACGACCGCGCGGAGCGCGUGCGCCUCGUCAUCGGACGCGCGGAGGUGUUGGACGCGCCGCCGGCGUGCGUUUCAGCAUACAAACUCUCCGGCAACUUCAUGUUCGACGCCGCGGACCACCGCGACUUCCUCGGCGCGGUGCUCGGGACGGGGAUCGAGCGCGACAGGGUCGGGGACAUCUUGGUUCAGGGCGAGCGAGGCGCGCAGGUGCUCGCCACGCCGGAGAUGGCGACGUUUUUAUCGCAGGCGCGUCCCGCGUUGACGUCGGUGCGCAGCGUCCCCGUCGCGUGCGCGGCGGCUCCGCUCUCCGACCUGCGCGUCCCGCCCCCGCGCGUGGACGCGUUCAACAGCGUCGAGGCGUCGAUGCGCUUAGACGCGAUCGCGUCCGCGGGGUUCAGAAUGUCGCGGAGCAAGAUGUCGGACCUCGUGACGUCGGGCGCGGUGCGCGUGAACUGGAGGGAGGGGUGCAAGCCGAAAACCGUCGUGGCGACCGGGGACGUGAUCUCGCUGCGGGGGAAAGGGCGGGUCGAGGUGGGCGAGGUGGAGACGACGAAGAAGGGGAAAUUUUCGGUGCAGUUGACGCGGUAUUUAUGA